Molecule: messenger RNA, 2946 nt
Organism: Strongylocentrotus purpuratus (purple sea urchin)
Lineage: Eukaryota; Metazoa; Echinodermata; Echinoidea; Camarodonta; Strongylocentrotidae
Exons: 18
Coding region: 6-1877 (623 amino acids)
Source: RefSeq, a predicted model, not a curated record
AUCCGAUGGUUGCCAUUGGUAAUCGAAUCACGGAGGUACAUGAUAUGGUGACACCUAGAAACACAAAGGAGAUCACUAUGAACCGGUUGCAAACUCCACUUAAAAAUAAAGUCAGGGAAUUAUCUAUCAUGACACCGGGUACAUUUCGGCGGAACAGAAGACCAGCUGUAGAGAAAAAGUUUGACGCCGCUCACUGUUUCUUCAAUGCAAUUAAAUCAGUACUGAUUGUCGUAACCAUCUAUAGACGAAGAAGAAGGUACGUGCAGAGAGGUUCUAUCAGGGAUUCCUUCGACUCUGAGAUUCGCUGUGAAGAUUAUAACCAAGUCUGGUUCUCUACACAGGAUAAGGAGAGUGCAGAUACAACACCACAGAAGACAGUGAUCGGAAACGAUUACCAGUGCGAUUUAAGAAUGCAACCAAAACAUAGGACUCAGGAACAACUUGAAAGGAUCGCUUUGAAGAUCCGAACUAUCAAAAAAUUCCAAAUGUUUCCAACUAAAAUUGAAGAGGAGCUAUGUCGGACAAUAUCAUACGGAUGUUACGAUGAUGGUCGAGUUAUAGCUUAUCAGGGCAGUACGUCACGUCGCUUCUAUUACAUCAUCUCAGGACAAAUUGGGUUACUACAUACAUACAAGCUACAGAGUGGGGAGGUGACGAAACCCGUGGGAGUACACAAGAGCGGAUACAGCACACCGCGUGAAGAGCUAGAGAGACGCCUCCCACUCACCUCUAACAUGGUAUGCAAGGGAAACGUCGAAGUCUUGAUUCUUGAAAUUGAGGACUUUCUGUAUCUGAUUGAUCCCCCUGAUGACCCUCCAAUUGACUUUUUGAGAGAACAGUCGAUGUUCCGAGACUUUCCAGUUGAUGAGUUUCGCCAGUAUCCAGACUCCAUUCGAUCGAAGUACUACCCACCAAACAAAGUGAUUUGUGAGGAUGCUAAUCAUACCAAGUGGUUGUAUCUCGUCAUGUCGGGUGAAUGUUGCUAUCUACGCAAGCAGAACAUACCCAAGACCGCAAACCUCAGCAACCGACCUCUGGUAGGAGGUGGUCCUCUAGGGGAGGACAUACGCCAAAGGAGACCCUCUCAUGCGAACGAAAUGAUUGAGAUGAGCUUAGCAAGAUACGUUGCAAAGCAGCGAACAACUCUCCCUUAUUUGCCCGAGAUCCGAACUUCUAUUGCCGAGGACGCGGGGCCCACGACCAACAACCCACACGGUCAAUCCAUCGGACUUCCGCCCAUCUCAAGGGAAGAUACGAGAUCCAUAUCUCCGUCGUCACGUCGAGCCAGCACGGUGUCCUACAAUCAUGACCUUCCCGCCCUCGCCCGCCACAACGAUAUCGUAGAAGACCCGCUACUCUCUUCCGAGAACCGGUCGAGGUCCAGACAGCGCCGAAACAGCAUGUUCCUUACGGAACGUAGCCGUACGGAUGCCUCUAUUUCACGAGCGCAGACACGACAGCGUACUCAAACGUUCCCUUUAGGCGGGAGAGGAGCCCGGGGAAGGAGACAGAAACGGGUGUUCCUUCGGCUCGGGAAACUGCAACAGGGUGACAUAUUUGGGUUGAAUGAAGUUGCGGAAACUCUGCAAGUGGAAUCGUCUGGCGUGAGUGUGGUUAGUGGAGGGUCCGAGGUAAUUGCCAUUAGCAAACGCUUUUUCCGCCAGCAUGCCGGUGUCAUGACUCUCCUCAAACUUGAAAGCAUGCUGCAGGAAUUUGUUUCAGAGGAAGGUGCAAAAGAUAUUUUGCGUGAGGAGAAAACGUGGAAGCGAUACAAGGAGGCGCUCGUCAGCAAAGUUGCAACGAAGAAAGCCGAAAGAAGUUCCCGAGACAGGAGAGGGAUCCGAGUCAAACUCAACCCGCUGGCGCAGACGUUAUGACGAAUGGCUGACGAACAUUUCCGAGUGUAACCGGUUAUUUACGGAGCUACAGAUGAAAACAGAGGCACUGUACUCGUCAGCAAAGUAAAUGCGAAUAAAGCCGAAAGACCAGAGGAAAACAGCGCAAAAGUUAUGACGAAGGCUUAACGAAAAUUGCCGAAUGAUCGACGAUUACAGACGAAAUAUCAUUCCGAAUGAAAUGAAUAAUUGAUAUGGCGUAAAAGUAGGCCAAGCCUAUAAGUCAUACCAUAUAAAAUAUAAUGCAUGUCUUGUUGUAAAUCACAUGUGCUGGUGGCUGGAGCCGGUACUAUGAUGAUGUUUGUUUAACAAAAUAAUGAGCUAGGUGCUUUUAUUUUCUAACAAAAUAAUGAUAGAAAUAAACCCUUACCCAGUUUACUAUCAUAAUGCCAGAUGAUGAGCAAUGCAGACUAAUGUAUAAUUUAUUCCCAGAAUAAUAUUUUUGAACAUGUUAAACAAUUAUUCCUUGCAUUUUUAUUUUAAGCGAAUCCUCAGGCUCAUUAUACCUUUUUUAUGGAAAUAAUGAGAACACAAAUUCUCGUUGUCCUACGUUUUCUUGGUCUUUCAAUGCAUGAACAUGUAUGAUAUAUCAUUGGAAAGACAGGUGCCAAUUAUGAUUUAAACUGUGCAACUGAAUAUGAUUAAUUCUCAUUGUUCAUGGAUAAUGUUUCACUACAACAGCUUAAGUUGUUUACACUUUUCCUGUUGAGUAACGGCAAAUUUAUGUGGUGGUGCCCAGUUUCUACGCAAAUAUUUCAGAAAUUCAAUCAUUCAGACAAUUGUAUUAACAAAAUUAAAGAUCAUUCCCUUCAAAUGAGUGUAUUCAUUAUCAAGAGUAUAACUAGUAUCAGCAGGGAUGCUUCUGCAUAUCGCCAUCAGUAAACAUAAAAUAAGACCGGCAUUUCCUUGGUCAUGUUUAGUUCCAGUUCUUCAAAAUUAUUGUAAGAAUAUUUUUCAUUAUAAAGCGAUACUGAACUGAUUUUUCGCGGAAGUUAAUAUCCAGGUAUGAUAAAUAAGUAUAUUUUUGCAAUAUUCUGUUUGUAUAUUUAGA